This is a messenger RNA of Emys orbicularis (European pond turtle), 2454 nucleotides long. RefSeq names its product semaphorin-4E-like. Gene Ontology annotation, biological process: neural crest cell migration; axon guidance; semaphorin-plexin signaling pathway. The record is from RefSeq and is a predicted model, not a curated record. Gene Ontology annotation, molecular function: chemorepellent activity; semaphorin receptor binding. Bases 1 to 2454 code for a protein of 817 amino acids. Lineage: Eukaryota; Metazoa; Chordata; Testudines; Emydidae. The transcript has 14 exons. Gene Ontology annotation, cellular component: plasma membrane.
AUGAGUGGCACCACCGCUGUCCUCUGUCUCUAUCUUGUUUAUGGAUUAAUGCAACAGAUGGAAGCCUCUGUCCUGAGCUGCAUUCCCAGAAAAACAGUAACAUACCAAAAUGGAAAUAUAAAAACUUUUAUGAAACCAGGAUUAUCCAAUUUUUCCACACUCUUGGUGAGUGAAGAAACUGAUAUCUUAUUUGUUGGAGCCAGAGAUGCUAUAUUUGCACUUGAUUUGAAUGACAUCUCAAGAGAAAUAGCCAGUGAGGACUGGUGCGCAACAAGGGAUAGACAAUUGGAAUGCAUUCGCAGAGGAAAGGACAAAGUAGAUUGCCGAAACUACAUCCUCCUCCUUCAUAAGAUAAAUGACACUAACUUAUAUGUUUGUGGAACCAAUGCAUUUUACCCAGCUUGUGAUUACAUGGUCAUCAACAGUACAGAUAUUCAUCUGCAAGGGAAAGCUGAAGAAAGCAGAGGAAGAUGUCCUUUUGAACCUACUCUGAAGUAUGCUUCUCUGUUAGUUGAUAGUGCAUUUUAUUCAGCCACUUCAAACAACUUCUUGGGCACUGAGCCUAUUAUAGUUCGCAGUUUGAGAAACCAUCUAAGGACAGAGUUUAAAGCAUCUUGGCUAAAUGAGCCCAGCUUUGUCUAUAUGGAUAUAGUGCGGGAAAGUGAAUCGAAUCCAGAUGGAGAUGAUGAUAAAAUUUAUGUGUUCUUCACUGAAACAGCUGUUGAAUUUGAAUUCUAUGACAAACUCCUGGUGUCAAGAAUUGCUCGUGUCUGCAAAGGUGAUCUUGGUGGAAAACGCAUAUUGCAAAAAAGAUGGACGUCAUUUUUAAAAUCCAGACUUAUCUGUUCCGUUCCAGAAUCAAAUUUCCAGUUUAAUAUUGUUCAGGAUGUCUUUUUACUUAAGAGAGCAGACUGGCGGGAAAGCAUGUUUUAUGGGAUUUUUACUCAACAAUGGGGAAGGUUGGAUAUUUCUGCCGUUUGUGCAUUCAGUAUGAAAACUGUCCAAGAAGUCUUCGCCAAAGGAAACUAUAAAGGGCCAGUGACUGUGGAACAUUCCCAUGUUAAAUGGAUGGUGUUCAGGGGAGAAGUGCCACUCCCACGUCCCGGUGCUUGCAUUGAUAAUUUUGCCCGGAGUAUUGGAUACAACACUUCUCUUGAUUUGCCUGAUAAAAUUCUGCAGUUUGUUAGAGACCACCCUUUAAUGGAUAAUGCUGUAAAUCCAAUUGGUGAUAGGCCAGUGCUACUGAAAAGAGGUUCAAAUUACACCACGAUUGUAGUAGACAGAAUCACUGGCCUAGAUAAAAAAACAUAUGAUGUUCUGUUUAUAGGAACAGAUAAUGGAUAUUUGCAUAAAGCUCUCAACUGCGACGGGGAAAUGUUCAUUAUUGAGGAGAUACAGCUGUUUCAGUCCCCAGAGCCUGUACAAUCUCUUAAACUGUCUUCCAAAAAGGGCCUGCUGUAUGUCGGGUCUCCAUCCCAAGUGGUACAACUCCCCGUUUCAGUAUGCAGCCGAUAUAAACACUGCUUGGAUUGUGUUUUGGCAAGGGAUCCUUAUUGUGCGUGGUCUGAGUCUUUUGAGAAGUGUGCUCCAGUGGCUAAUCAAACAGGAGACUUGCAGGAUUUAAUUCAGAGUGUUAAAAAUGGUGAUGCUUCCAAAUGUCCUAAAAUAGGAAAUAAUGUCGAAAACUGUCCCGUUAGCACUGGCAACAGUGUUCAUCUUAAAUGCGCGCCCAUGUCCAACCUGGCUAGGAUGGUGUGGAAGUUUAAUGGGAGCAGUCUUCAGGCAGAAGAUUCUAAAUACCUGCUUUAUGAUGGAGGAAUAGUCAUAUUUAAUGUGACAGUGGCUGAUGCUGGAUUUUAUGACUGUCAUUCUGUAGAGAGCGCUAAUGGGAAAGAAUUCCCUGUUACUGUGGCUAGCUACGUUCUUUAUACCCAACAGGACAGCGUUUUCAUUAUUACUAAGAAUUACACCACAAAUCAACCAAAUGCAGACACAACUCUGAAGGUUAAAUCUUUGGUAUCCUCUUCCUUGCUGAAUGACCCAGCAAAACAAAAAUCCCUGGAAGACCAAAAAGAGAAGCUUAUUUUAAAAUUCUUGGGAGCUGGAUUUGCACUCCUUUUUUCUUCCUUGCUGGUUUGGAACUUUUACAAAGGCCAUCUGUCUGUGCCUUGGAAGAGCAGAGAGAAAAGCUCAAAAACAGGAAAUGCAGAUGGUUUGCCAGGUCCAACCUUGGCUACAGAGGGGUCGGACGCUAUGAGGAAAAGUUCAGCCACGCGAACUAACACCUCCACUGUUAAUGAAUCAGUACCACUUGUGAGCUUUCCUUCUGAAGAAGAACGCAGCACUAAUGUACAACACAACACAAGUCUCACAAAGAGAUCUGGGACUUGCAGCUCACAAAGCUGUUUGGUUGAGGAUGAGACAAUGUUUCCUAUUGAGGAAUGUGGAAUGUAA